This is a messenger RNA of Truncatella angustata, 1536 nucleotides long. RefSeq names its product general substrate transporter. NCBI's taxonomy places the organism in Eukaryota, Fungi, Ascomycota, Sordariomycetes, Amphisphaeriales, Sporocadaceae. Gene Ontology annotation, biological process: transmembrane transport; carbohydrate transport. Gene Ontology annotation, cellular component: membrane. Gene Ontology annotation, molecular function: carbohydrate:proton symporter activity. The record is from RefSeq and is a predicted model, not a curated record. The coding region runs from base 1 to 1536 and encodes 511 amino acids. The transcript has 2 exons.
AUGGGUGGUGCCUCUGGCUCGAAGGCCGUUGGCAAAGACCUUGCUGCUGUUCUGCCAAAAGAUCCUUGGUACAAGCGACCAGGGCUGAUCAAGCUUAACUUCAGUCUGAUCUCUCUGGUCCUCUUUUCUUCUGCCAACGGAUAUGAUGGAUCUCUUAUGAACUCCCUGCAAGCAUUAUCUCAAUGGCAGGAUUUCAUGGGAAACCCCAGCGGCGCCUGGCUCGGUUGGAUCAACGCAAUCUACUGGCUCGGGGCAGGCAUCUUUUUCCCUAUUGCUGCUUGGAUUUCCAACAAGUAUGGGCGCAAGCCGGGUAUCUACGUUGGCUAUAUCUUCCUCGUCCUCGGCUCCUUGCUACAGGCACUUACCCCCAACGUUACUGGAUUCAUCCUCGCCCGUUUCUUUGUCGGUUGUGCGUCGGCAUUGUUUGGCAAUGGUGCCCCUGUUUUAAUCAACGAAGUCGCCUACCCAACACAUCGCGGUAUAUUGAAUGCUCUCUUCAUGUGUGGAUGGUAUGUCGGUGGUUCUGUCGCAGCAUGGGAGACUUUCGCCACCCGUAACUAUCCAAGCCACUGGGCCUGGAGACUGCCAUCCCUUUUGCAGAUCCUGUUGCCACUCGUCGCUCUGCCUGGCCUACUCAUGGCACCGGAAAGCCCAAGGUGGCUCAUAUCUCAGGAUAGAUCUGACGAGGCACGUGAGAUUCUUGUCAAGGCGCACGCUGGUGGUGUUCAAGACUCCCCACUCGUCAACUACGAGUUUGUUGAGAUUCAAACUGCCAUUAAGGCCGAACAAGAAGCUCACGGAAACGCCUCGUACAUGGAGAUGGUCAAAACCCCCGGCAACAGAUAUCGUCUAUUCAUCUCCAUUAGCUUAGGUAUCUUCGCGCAGUGGGCUGGCAAUGGCGUGGUCAGCUACUACCUCUCAUUAGUGCUGAACACUGUGGGCGUCAUUAGCGUCACAGACCAGACUCUGAUUUCCGCCUGCCUCCAAGUAUGGAACCUCAUCUUCUCAGUAGCAGCUGCUCUGUGCGUCGAUAAGGCGGGUCGAAAGCCCCUGUUCAUGGCAUCGGCGAUUAUCAUGCUGGUGUCGUUUAUCCUCGUCACUGCCUUGUCGGGUUCAUUUGCUGAGCAGGGAAAUCCUGCUACAGGUGUAGCAGUUAUUCCUUUCCUCUUCAUCUUCUUUGCUGGAUAUGACAUUGCCCUUACUCCCUUCUUGACUGCCUACCCUUGCGAAAUCUGGCCGUUCAGGCUUCGCAGCCGUGGCUUGACGGUUACUUGGGUUGCUGCAAUCACAGCCAUCUUCUUCAACACAUUCGUCAACCCGAUCGCGCUUGAUAGUAUCGGCUGGAAGUACUACAUCGUGUUUGUCGUCGUACUUCUGGUCAUGGCCGUCACUGUGUUCUUUUACUACCCCGAGACCCGCGGACGUUCGCUUGAACAGAUUGCCGUGAUAUUCGAUGGUGACGCUGCGGAAGUCCCGGAUAUGAGCCGGGUGGAAAUAUUGAAGGCCGGCAAGGUUGAGAUGGAAGAACACGUGUAG